ACGAUCGAAAGACAACAAAUGUUUGCAGGCCUAAAUCUAAAUACACUACGGUUUCACCAAAAUCCUGAGUACGUCAUUAAGAUGGGCCGCUGCAAGUCACGUGCUCUCAGGAGCUACUGCAAUUGGGCGACCUUUUCUUCUUCUACUUAUUUCUCCGCAGACAAGCCACAUUUGAGUGCACUGCUGCCUCCCACCGGAGUGACACGACGUGACACAGGAAGUUGACUGUCAGUGGGCUGUCUCCUCUAUAAAGAGUCUGAAGCUGGCCAUGGACUCCUGCCGCAGUCAGUCAGAUAUGAUUUCAGGAUCUUUUUACGCGGUAUUUGCCGGCUUUUUGGCAGCCACUGCCUCUCUGUCCGCCAAGCUGUCCCUCGGUGCCGAGCACCUGAGAGGGAUGUGCGUGUCCGGGCUCAGCUGGACUCACAUACCCGGAGAGACUGCAGCCUGCGAUUGGCUGCUGCUCCCUCUGCGGCUGCUGUGUGCCGGCCUGCUGCUCUCCUGUAACGCUGUCAUGUGGGCCUUCUUCUCCAAGGCUCUCAGACACUGCUCCUCUUCAGCCAGGGCCACGGUCACCACCACUGCGUCCAACUUCAUCUCCUCACGAGUGUCUUCUGUCUGUGUCCAGGCCUUCCUGGGGAGGCUGAUCUUUGGAGAGAGUCAUGCAGCUCUCUGGUGGGUGGGGAUCUCUCUGACUCUGUGUGGCCUGCUGCUGCUGCAUGGAUCCACGCCUCACACACUCUCACCACAGGAGGUCAAGAAGCACAGCUGAUGGAGCUGAGGUCCAUGCACACAGACACUGUUCUUCAGUCACAACUACCUGUGACAAGACUGACGAAUAAUGAUGGAAGGACUCAGUGAUCAUUCAUUGUCAAAAUGCAACAUUCAGUUGUAGUUAAGUGCAUUGUGCUACACAAGAAACACAUUGACAGAACAGAGCAGCUGAAGAGUGGAUUCCUGAAGUGCAUUUUUUUAUUUGCAACAGAAAGAAUUUAGAGAGAAAUAUCUGUGGGCAGAGCUUAGCACACAUGGGCACGCAUUCCAAUCCCUACUCUGCCUUCUCCGAUGUUCAUACCUGUAUCAUGUUGUAUGCCAAAUGUGCUCCAGGAAAAAGAAGCAAGAAAAGACGAGCAAUUUAAUCAAAACGAUCACAAAGUGAAUUGGAGCUACCGGUCGCUGCAUCAAGUGUUGCAAUUUUCAUAAUUUCAUGUGCUAAAUGUUUAAACAGCGGACAGUUGCUCAGAGCUGAUGAUUCAGUCACCAGUUCAGUGUAGGACGUGCAUUGAUCUGUUCAUGCAGUUGUUUUGAAAAGGAAACGUCAUUGCACAGCUUAUUUUGAUGGGGUUUGAGAUCAACUUUCUUACUGACAUUGGAAUUGAUAAGAUGGCAAGAAUACCAGGAGAGUAGUUUUACAAAUCCCUAGUGUGCCUGUGGGAAAUGAUUCUAAGCACCACAGAGCUAACUUUCAGGACAGCUGCUUCAAAACUUGUUGAUUUGCAUUUUUGAACAAAUAAGUACAUCAGAGUCAUGGGGACUUUUGCUGAAUGUGUUAACGAGAUCUUAUCUGUAUUAAAAAUAACAUGAAUAAAGGAUGCCUGCUUUAUCUACAAGGUCAGAGGAGGGAUCCCUCUCCCAGGAUGGACAGACGUGCAAUGGACAUUGUGUGUAAAUUGAAAAGAUAAUACAUUUACAACAUAGGUAGUCCAAAUGCUUGGAAAUGCAUGUGUGUGUAAUAGGAAGAUAAAUCCAGGGAUGACAAAAGACAAAAGGUACACCCUUCAAGGUGCCAUCAAAAACAUUCGGAAUAGACAACAUACAACAACAGAGACACGCAGCAUUCAUACUAAUAACGAAAUAAAAUGCAGGAAUGAAUUCACUAGUAGAGUAAAUAUGUAUGUGUGUAUAAUAAAUUGUCCUUAAGCCACGUUUGCACAAGAAA
Messenger RNA from Gymnodraco acuticeps, 1936 nucleotides. RefSeq names its product transmembrane protein 42-like. The record is from RefSeq and is a predicted model, not a curated record. The transcript is spliced from 3 exons. NCBI's taxonomy places the organism in Eukaryota, Metazoa, Chordata, Actinopteri, Perciformes, Bathydraconidae. The coding region runs from base 269 to 769 and encodes 166 amino acids.